GGCCCGAAAGUCUGUCAUUCUUAAACAAGACUCACUUCACGACACAGCAACUGCUGGAAAGAAAGCAUCCACUUAUCCUUGAGAGACACUUUACACUGCAAGACAAAGAAAUGGACAUUGUUAUAUUGAAAAAUGCUGUUUUGCAUGAGUGAUGGAGAUUGUUGAGAUUUCAAUGAGGCUUCAUUUGAUUUAAAAAACUACAGAAAGCAACCCAUAUCCACUUGGACCAGCACCGUCAUGGAGACCUUCCACGGAAGAGACUCAAACAUCACAUCCGAAUCCCCCGUCAACACCAGCCUCCACCUGUCGGGGGUGCCGUACCUGAAGAGACUGGCGCACCUGGACGAGGCUCUGUACCAGGAGUUCUAUGUGCUGUGGGUGACGCUGAUGGUGGUGAACACGCUCAUGUUUGUGGUCGGCGUGGUCCUGAACAGUGUGGCCCUGUACGUGUUCUGCCAGCACAGCCGCUCUCGGACCACGCCGGCCAUAUACACCAUAAACCUGGCGGUGGCCGACCUGCUAGUGGCGCUGUCGCUCCCGGCCCGCAUCGCGCUGUACCACAGCGGCGGCGACUGCGUGCCGUGUUUCUACCUGCACACGUUCAGCUACUUCGUCAACAUGUACUGCAGCAUUUUGUUUCUCACCAGCAUCUGCGUGGAUCGCUAUCUGGCGGUGGUGCGUUCGGCGGCAAGCCGUUGGCGGAGCCCCGUGGUUGCGAAAGGCGUGAGCACCUGCAUCUGGUUGUUCGCCAUUGUGGUCACGUACUCCCUUCAGACGUCUGCGCUGGACUUUUACGGAGAGUCUUACUGUCACGUCGCCGUGCUCUUCGCCCUCACCGUUCUGGAGUUCGCCCUGCCGCUGCUGGUAAUCGCGACGUUUACGAUCCGCGUCGCCUGCGCGCUCGCGGACGGCCGGCUCAUGCCGCAGAGCUUGGGUCGGCGUGUGCGCGCCGUCCGGCUUCUCGUCACCGUGCUGCUGGUGUUCACCGUGUGCUUCAUGCCGUAUCACGUGCGCGAGGCCAUGGUGUAUUUCCAGUUAGGGGGCAGCAGAGAGCAGCACGUGGUUGCGUAUCACGUGACCAUCACGCUCAGCAGUCUGAACAGCUGCCUGGAUCCUGUGGUUUACUGCUUCGUGCCCGAUAGUUUCCGCUCCACAUUGCGAAAAAAACAGAAGAAGAGAUUCGGAGAGAAUCCGAUGGCCAUCAAGGGAAACAGGAGCAGCAAAGCUGCAGGAACGCCGAUGGCCAUCGCGUACAGCGUCGCAACGCUCACGCUCACACCCUACAUACUGCCAGCCAAAGACAUUCCUGCCUGAAAUAAAACACUCAAGAGCUAUGAAAAUCUGUAGCUAUCAGUAAUAUCAAAGAAAUGGGUUCCAUCCUGUAAGAAAAAUCACAUGCAGUCUUAAAAAUAUAGGCAUCUAUAUAGUUCUUCAAGGUUUCCAUUCAACAAAAAGUUUGUAGUGGAAGGGUUUAUUGGGAACUAAUUUUUUUUCUAUUGCAUUGGUUUUUUUCAAGUGUAUUGUAUGAGAUCUCUUUAAUGUCUCGGUAUGUCUUCAAGACAGUGUUGAGAUUAAAUAGAGAGCAAAUGGAGACUCUAGAUCAGUAUUUCUCAAUCAGGGACCUCGACCCACUAAAGGGUCUCAAGAUAUAUAUAUAUGUGGAAAUUAUUAACAUUUUCAUAGGUCAUGAAUUUUUUUUUUGUAUUCAAUAGAACAUUUUCUAGUUAUGUCAAUAGAAAUUGCUAUUUUUGAGUAAAAUAUAUUUUAUAAUAUUUCUAAAAAGGUGAUGUUUUAAUUUUUUUGACCUGAAAAGUAAUGGAAAUGAAU
Labeo rohita (rohu) is the source of this 1827-nucleotide messenger RNA. Its product is annotated as G-protein coupled receptor 20. The coding region runs from base 238 to 1314 and encodes 358 amino acids. Lineage: Eukaryota; Metazoa; Chordata; Actinopteri; Cypriniformes; Cyprinidae. Gene Ontology annotation, biological process: positive regulation of Rho protein signal transduction; phospholipase C-activating G protein-coupled receptor signaling pathway. The transcript is spliced from 2 exons. Gene Ontology annotation, cellular component: membrane. The record is from RefSeq and is a predicted model, not a curated record. Gene Ontology annotation, molecular function: G protein-coupled receptor activity.